Ylistrum balloti is the source of this 665-nucleotide messenger RNA. RefSeq names its product NADH dehydrogenase [ubiquinone] iron-sulfur protein 4, mitochondrial-like. NCBI's taxonomy places the organism in Eukaryota, Metazoa, Mollusca, Bivalvia, Pectinida, Pectinidae. The record is from RefSeq and is a predicted model, not a curated record. Gene Ontology annotation, biological process: electron transport chain. The coding region runs from base 14 to 541 and encodes 175 amino acids. The transcript is spliced from 5 exons.
UUCCAAAACAAAUAUGGCUUCCCUGGCUGUAAGAGCCUGGUGUGCCAGAAGUUUUCUUCCCAGGCUUAUUUCUAGCCGAACUUACUCCGAGAGAGGUGAUGGUCUGACUGAAGUUGACUGGACUGAGGAGAAGAAUGUCAUCACUCCAGCUGAGGAGGCUGAAUUACGUAUUCUUGUGAAAGAGACUACGGACAUAUCACCUAUGACAGGUGUACCAGAAGAACACAUUACUACAAGGCAUGUCAGGAUAUUCAGUCCAGCUAGAAAUGCAAUGCAGUCAGGUACUUUCAAUACCCAUCGUUGGAGGAUAGAAUUUGACAACAGGGAGAGGUGGGAAAAUCCAUGCAUGGGAUGGGUGUCAACAGCGGAUCCUCUGUCAAAUGUCAACGUAGAUUUCACAAGUGCAGAAGAUGCUGCUACUUUCUGUGAGAAAAAUGGUUGGUCAUACUCUAUAGAACAGAGGCAAGUUCCUACCUUUAAGCUUAAAUCAUAUGGAGCUAAUUUUAGCUGGAAUAAGAAAACAAGGGUAUCAACAAAGUAGAACUUAUUAAAUUGUAUUUGACUGGUUUUGUGAAAAUGGGAGUUAACGGUCAACACAAUAGAAGAAUGACUUCCUCUCUUCUCUGAGUGUUUGUAAAUAAAGUUGACAAGAUAUUCACCAUUUA